Molecule: messenger RNA, 1721 nt
Organism: Melospiza georgiana
Lineage: Eukaryota; Metazoa; Chordata; Aves; Passeriformes; Passerellidae
Product: actin-binding Rho-activating protein-like
Exons: 2
Coding region: 288-749 (153 amino acids)
Biological process (GO): positive regulation of Rho protein signal transduction
Molecular function (GO): actin binding
Source: RefSeq, a predicted model, not a curated record
CUUGUCGGCACGGCGUGAAUUCGUCCACCUUUACUCAGCGUUCAGGCGGAGAGCGGCUUCCCACCCCUGUGCAUGGGUUGGUGCUGCCGCUCGGGAAUGGUUUGCUCUCUCCGCGGCUCAGCCAGCACUGCAUCAGAUUGUUUGGGAAGUCAGCGGGGCUGCCGGGUACCAGGAUAAAGUUCUUGGAAAGGCGUCAUUGCGAGAGGACUGACGGUGCACACAGGAACCACAGUUACAGCCAGUCAUUGAUUCCCUUUCUGCUUGAGUGCCAUAAAACAUUUUCAGAAAUGGAAGGAGAAAAAGAGCAAAGUGCUAAAGCUACCAGUGCAGUGGGUGACCUGAGGAAAAGUUGGCAGACCUGGGCAGAGGAUCACAUUGAGUAUCAGAGGAAGAAUCCGUUCAGCAGCGAUGACAGGCUUGCGUCUGGACCUGCACACACUCACAGAGGAGAUCCCACCUACGGGAGACCCCCGGAAGGCUCUCGGACAGAGCAGAGAGGGAGAGAUGCUCACUCACACGUGGGUAGGGAAGUAGAAGAGCUGUGCUCGAUCAUCAGAAGAACUGGAAAGGUGGGAGAAGAUGGACACGUGACAGUGACAUUCGGGCAGCUGUUUGAAACAUACGUGACUAUUUCCAAUAAAGUAGUGGGAAUCUUGUUAAGAGCCAGAAAACACGGUCUGGUGCACUUUGAAGGUGAAAUGCUUUGGCAAGGAAAAGAUGAUGAUGUGGUCAUCACUUUACUACAAUAAGGCUUUGUCCUGGAAUGAACUUUGCUGCACGGUUCCAUUUGGAAAAACAUAACUAGAUACCAUCUUCACAGGUUUUGGUUACAGAAUUUCAACUCAGCUACCUACUGGGACACAAGCAGGAGAGGAAAUAGGCAAGAAGGAUAUUUUUGUAAAAAUGGCAGAGAUUUGGAUGGAAAUUGCAGAUUAUGAGCUACUCCAUCACGCUGACAUUAGAUUGUCCUUAUUAUCAUCUACUAGCAAGUAUAUGAGAGCUCUUUAAAUGACUGUGCUGGCCUACUGCUUUUAGGUUACUGAAAGUAUAGAUUACUAACUGGCUAUCCUACACCACUGAUUCCUGCAGGUUGUGAAAUACUUACUGUGUGGGAGGAUGGGAUUUGUAAAACAUGGAAUUGAAAACUCUUGUGGGAAUUCAUAUACUUCUUCAAACAAAGAGCCUGGUAUAUAUAGCAAAAUUUUAGGUUCAAUCUCACAUGGUUAAGCUGAAUAAAUGGAAGUUAUUUUCAUGGAGUAGAUAGAAAUUCCCAAGCUUACAAAAAUAUCACAGCAAGGAUACUUGAUGGUUCUUAAAUUAGUUGCAUCUUGCUUGGAUUUUGGACAGCUGCACUGGUUGUGGUAUUUAACAGUCUAAUCUUAUAGUCAUAUCUUCUCCAAAACUUCUGUGUCUCUUGUUCUUUUUGUUUUUUAUCUCACACAAUUUUUUUUCCUGUUCUUCUGUUGCUUCAGAAGAAGUCCACAAAGCUCUGCAGCCGUUUCGGUGAAUUCAGCUAUACCCCUUCAGAGAAGGUAGGGUGCCACAAUGUAAAGAUGCAAAAGUCAGCAGAAACUCUGUAUUUGGGCAUCUGUGCAUUCAUAAGGAAAAAAAAAACCCUCUUAUUUCACCAAAAUGUAGCAAUGUUUUUUACAAGAGGAGAGUAGAGAUACUGUAGUACCAAAUGCAUAAAUGAAAGUAUAGCAGCAGUCCCACAGCUCAUU